ACACCAUCAAACUCUGUUGCUCCUGCUGUGUAAUAACGGCUACAUUUUUAUCUAAAAAAUGAUAAAGGCACUUCUCACCAUUAACAGUUGUUAAAGAGCUUCUUAAAAUGUUUUAAACAUGUACAAGUUAAAGAAGUUGAUCAGUUUACUUCUUAUUGGGCCUCUGUAAAAGGAUUCACAAAUUUCUGUGGAUGCUGUGUGUUUGUUUGGCUUGCAAUUAUUGAUUUGUCAGAAGCAGCAUCUUUUCCAGAACGGAAAAGGCGCCAUUGGAAAGGAUUCCAAAAGAGAUAACUAUUCAAAACAAUUAUAAUACAUCAUCUCCAUCAUGAAGCGUCAGAAUGUUCGAACUCUUUCCCUGGUCGUAUGCACUUUUACCUACCUCCUGAUUGGGGCCGCAGUCUUCGAUUCGUUGGAAUCCCCAACCGAAGCAAAAAGAUGGGAGUUCUUACAGGCCGUUAAGAACAACUUUGUGAAGAAGUACAAUGUCAGCGACGAAGAUUUCCGGGUGAUGGAAAUUGUUAUUAUUGAAAACAAACCACACAAGGCUGGACCGCAGUGGAAAUUUGCUGGAGCUUUUUAUUUUAGCACUGUUGUCCUGGCCAUGAUAGGAUAUGGCCAUUCCACACCAGUUACCAUUCCGGGAAAGGCAUUUUGUAUGGGUUAUGCAAUGGUAGGCAUUCCACUAGGUCUGGUGAUGUUCCAAUCGAUAGGAGAACGUCUGAAUAAAUUUGCAUCAGUUAUUAUAAGGCGGGCAAAGAGGGCCAGUGGAGCCCGAUGUACGGAUGCCACCGAGAUGAAUCUUAUGUUGGCCACCGGAAUGCUCUCCUCCAUAAUUAUAACUACAGGAGCAGCAGUAUUUUCCCGGUAUGAGGGAUGGAGCUACUUUGAUAGCUUCUACUACUGCUUUGUCACCUUGACCACCAUUGGUUUCGGGGACUAUGUGGCAUUGCAAAAUGAUCAGGCCUUAACUAAUAAACCUGGUUAUGUGGCCCUAAGCUUGGUCUUCAUCCUUUUCGGCCUGGCCGUAGUUGCAGCCAGUAUUAAUCUUUUGGUGCUGCGCUUCAUGACCAUGCAAGCCGAGGAUGCCAAGAGAGAUGAGCAGGAUGCCCAAAACCUGGCCGGAAAUGCCCAGCCAGUGACCUUCGAUGAUGAGUCCACCUACAAUAUGCAUGGCAAAUUGCUGGAGAAUAACUAUACAACCGAGAAUGAUGAGACCGCUUCUCUUUGCUCCUGUACCUGCAUGGGCGGCACAAGGUGCCUCAACCAUGAGCAGUUCGUCGAUCCGGACUUUCAGCCCACGGAUAUCAUUGAGAGCACUUUGUGCCUAAAGCGCGCCUCCGUCUGAUAUCCGUAUAGCCAGCUGUGGGACUCCACCGUGUAGGAGCCAGAGCCGAAGGAUAGCCACAUUAUAGAUACAAUCCUGUAGAGAUCCAACCGCCGCCAACACAAAACAUUGGUUGUUAGACGAACCUUCCCUACGUAGAUAUUUACAUAAGGAUGGGUCGAUUACUACGGCAAAGAAUUAUAGGAGCGUUAUGCGAUUUGUAGGAAAUUUCAAGGAGAUUUAUAUCUUAAAUACCUUCUAAAGGCAAUGGAAAACGGGCUUUGAAAAGCCGUUACAAAUUUAAAAAAUAAAUUUACAGCCUUCCUUAACCGCAAUAAUCGACCCAUCCGAUUAUACACCCAUAUACAUCAUAAUUUAUUGCAUAUACACAUUUACAAAGGAGGAAUCUCCGAAACACCCAUGUCAAUAUCAAUCGUAUCAUCUGGCUGGUAGCCGUAGAAUCUAUUGGUUCUACAGCACCGCCAACCCCAUCCCAUCUCAAAUUUUAUCU
Drosophila subpulchrella is the source of this 1835-nucleotide messenger RNA. RefSeq names its product two pore potassium channel protein sup-9 (gene Task7). Bases 326 to 1345 code for a protein of 339 amino acids. Gene Ontology annotation, biological process: stabilization of membrane potential; potassium ion transmembrane transport. The record is from RefSeq and is a predicted model, not a curated record. NCBI's taxonomy places the organism in Eukaryota, Metazoa, Arthropoda, Insecta, Diptera, Drosophilidae. Gene Ontology annotation, cellular component: membrane. The transcript is spliced from 6 exons. Gene Ontology annotation, molecular function: potassium ion leak channel activity.